Molecule: messenger RNA, 1006 nt
Organism: Mytilus trossulus (common blue mussel)
Lineage: Eukaryota; Metazoa; Mollusca; Bivalvia; Mytilida; Mytilidae
Exons: 6
Coding region: 279-869 (196 amino acids)
Molecular function (GO): calcium ion binding
Source: RefSeq, a predicted model, not a curated record
AAUGCAACGGUAACAAACGACACAACCAGCUUCAAUUUACACUAAAUUAAAACACCGUCAUUGUCAUACCAACGUUUGUUUUUGUACUACGUUUUUAGGAAAGUAUUUGCUGUAAAUUAUAAGAGAAAUUUGCUUGCUGUAUUUCACUAACAUAUUAUUUGGACAGAGAAAGCUACGCGUUUAUAAUUCAAUUUCAAAAUGCAAAUGUUACAGUAAAAAGAAUAUUUUACUUAUUCAAGUCGGAACACAGCGGAAACAUAAAAUCAGAAAUUGUAUAAAUGAUGCCUUCGAUAUUCAUAACAGCAGCUCUUACAACUGUAUUAUUAAUGAAAGCUUUUGAAUGUAGUCUACAUUUUGGAACAAGUCAUAUAUUUAGGGGAUUAGAAAAAUUGAAAAAGAGACAAGAUGCCAGCUCGUUUCAACAACAUGUAUGUUUUGAUGUUCGACAGCUUGUAGCAUUCAAAGCUCAAUUUACAGCUUUCAUUGAUAAAGACAAUGACGGACGAGCAUCUUUCAAGGAAAUCAAAAGUUACUUACAAAAAUAUGAUCCAGCUGUAACAGAUAAACGAGUACAGGAUUUCGUAGUCAGACGAGACACAAAUAGUGAUGGCGAUGUGGACUUCAUUCCUGAUUACCUGUCUGAAAUAUCAGCACCAAACUACAGUGCCUCUAUGGCCAAGGAAUGGUUCGAACUAGAGGAUAGUAAUCAUGAUGGUUAUGUGUCACGUGAUGAACUAGUCAAUAUUGCACAGAAUAUCGGCAUGUCUCCCAGAGAAGCACUCGAGACUGCGGAAGGAUAUUACAUGAUAGCUGAUGUAGAUGGCGACCAUCGUCUAACAUGGAACGAGUAUGUAACCCUUUUUACGUAGAUGAGGUGAAAACAGCAAUAUGGUUAGCCAUACAGACUUUAUCAUUUCUUUGCAAUCUACAACUGUUGUUAGAUUUUCUGUCAUUUCAAUACUUGUUUAAUUAUUUUCUAUUUCGCAAUAAACAUGAUACAGAACGA